AUGUCACCACAAUCCCUGCCCGAGUCUCCACCCCUCCUCGCCAAUAAUCAAUCCCCAAUACUCCCUCAAUCCGACUCCCUCAUCGAUCCCGACCACCCAGACGCCCCCCUGCCGAUCGAUGAACCCUACCAUGACGAUCCAGACCAAAGACCAGAGUAUCUUGUCCGGUACGAGCCACGACCCAUCGACGAUGAAGACGGUGAUCAGGAGGGAGAAGAUCUUGCUGCGGAAAUGGCUCGGCCUAGAAAGGCGUGGCGGGCGAGACUGAGGGUAUUCUGGUUGAGGAAUAUGGGGAUGUUUCUCGUUCUGCUGGCGCAGAUGUUUGGGGCUAGUAUGAAUGUUAUGACGCAGAUUUUGGAGAUUCAUAGUUCCAUGCAUCCGUUUCAGGUGCUCUUCGCUCGCAUGUCCAUCACGGCCGUCGCCAGUUACUUCUACAUGUGGUACGCCAAGGUGCCCGCUCCCUUUGGCACCCGUCCCGUCCGUACAUUACUCCUCCUCCGCGCGACGUUCGGUUUCCUGGGUGUCUACGGACUCUACUAUUCCGUGCAAUACCUACCUCUCUCCGAAGCAACGGUGAUCACUUUCCUCGCUCCGAUUCUCACCUGUUACGCCUGUUCCCUGCUCAUCCCGGGGGAGACAUUUUCUCGGCGACAGCAACUAGCCGCCAUCGUCUCGCUCGCCGGUGUGGUUCUCAUCGCGAGACCGUUCUCGAAGCGUGAUGGCGCGGGUAUGGGUGAUAAUGCGGGUACAACGGCUGAAGACGAGAGUCCCGACGACGCAGAUGCAUUCCACCACGUUCUCGCGACGGUGGUCGCGUUCGUAGGUGUCCUCGGUGCAUCGGGCGCGUACACUACCAUCCGAAUGAUCGGUCGACGGGCGCAUCCACUCGUCUCGGUGACUUAUUUCUCCAGCGUGACGACGGUCAUCUCGCUAUUUGCCAUGGUCGCAGUCCCCUGGGUUCCAUUCCGGCUGCCCUCAACGGUCACGGAAUGGACUCUGCUAACCGGGCUGGGUGUGUGCGGGUUCCUGCUGCAAUUCUUGCUCACGGCGGGACUGAGUUACGUACCACCGGCCAGUGUGCGAGUUGCCGGGGCGAAGGCGAGUCAAGGCUCCAAGGCGACGAAUAUGGUAUACAUGCAGAUGCUGUUUGCCUUGUUCUAUGACAAGGUUGUCUGGGGCAGUACGCUGUCGCCGGUGAGUUGGGCGGGGUCCGUGCUGAUCCUGGCAUGUGCGGUUUAUGUUGCGGUUGCGCAGGAGGAGCGGAAGGAGGAGAAGAAGAAGCCCAAAGCGGAGGGAGAUGGUGAAGAGGAUCGGCGAUUCAAUGAUCGGGAUGACGAGGAGGCGCUUGUGGCUGCACGGGAGGAAGAGUAA
Penicillium cataractarum is the source of this 1371-nucleotide messenger RNA. Its product is annotated as DMT family transporter. Lineage: Eukaryota; Fungi; Ascomycota; Eurotiomycetes; Eurotiales; Aspergillaceae. The transcript has 2 exons. The record is from RefSeq and is a predicted model, not a curated record. Gene Ontology annotation, cellular component: membrane. The coding region runs from base 1 to 1371 and encodes 456 amino acids.